Molecule: messenger RNA, 1106 nt
Organism: Pseudophryne corroboree (corroboree frog)
Lineage: Eukaryota; Metazoa; Chordata; Amphibia; Anura; Myobatrachidae
Product: pulmonary surfactant-associated protein D-like
Exons: 5
Coding region: 61-813 (250 amino acids)
Source: RefSeq, a predicted model, not a curated record
ACUGCUGGUAACAUUAACUCUCAUAUUCUUCAUAUCUGAUUGAUCUAUGACAUUUGGAAUAUGCAAGCUUUCCGUGUUUUCUGUGUCCUGCUAAAUGUGUCUUUAGUGUUAUCCGGAACUCAGAUAUGUAAAGACCCAGACAUCAAUGCUUAUUCCAUUAUCACAUGUGGUGCCCCCGGUAAAGAUGGUUUACCAGGCAAGGAUGGUAAAAAUGGACUUAAAGGAGAAACAGGAGAACAAGGACUACCAGGACCAGCUGGACUAAAAGGGAUUGCUGGACCACCCGGAUUAAGAGGAGAACGGGGUCUCCCUGGCCCAAAAGGUGACAGAGGGGACAGUGGAGCCUCAGUACUCGAAGCUCUUCAAAAACAAAUUGCAAUUUUGGAAGAGCAUGUUAAUAAACUUCAAUCAAGCUUAACACAGCAGAAAAAUGCUUUUACAUUUUUUGAAGGAGGAACAACAUCUGGUGGAAAGAUUUAUGUUUUAAAUAAUGCCCAAGCUAAUUAUAAUGAAGCAAAGUUAGUUUGUGCCCAUGCAGGUGGUCAGCUACCUUCACCUGUGAAUGCCGAGGAGAACCAAGCUAUCUUAGAUAUUCGUAAAAAAUCUCCAAUAGCUAUAUUUCUGGGCAUAAAUGAUAUAAAAAAAGAGGGCACUUUUACAUAUCCAAAUGGUGAAAACAUUGGCUACUCAAACUGGAAUCCUGGUGAACCGAAUGAUAAGAAUGGAAAGGAGGAUUGUGUAGAAUUGUAUGAAACUGGAACAUGGAAUGAUAAAAAUUGUGAAGAAAAACGUGUUAUCGUUUGUGAGUUUUGAUCCAUUUAGAAAGCAAUUCACUGCUGUGCUUUAAUAAUUUACUUUUGAUUAUCUUUAGUGAAGUGGGUCAUUUUAUUUUCUUAAAAUUAAUAUUAUUACAAUCAGUUGUAGGCUUAGUUACUACAUACAAGUGUUGUCUACUGGCUAGAGCAUGUAAAAUACAUUUUAUGAUGCAGUUAGCAUUAAAUAAAAUUGUUCCUGGAUAGUUUUGGAACUUGAAUAAAUUGUCAAACAAAUUCAACAUCUACUGUUGGUAAAGCACUAAUAAAUGGAUAUUUUUCAUUUUUAGCAUC